Messenger RNA from Malaclemys terrapin pileata, 504 nucleotides. RefSeq names its product ribosomal protein S26 (gene RPS26). The transcript has 4 exons. Gene Ontology annotation, molecular function: mRNA binding; structural constituent of ribosome. The coding region runs from base 96 to 443 and encodes 115 amino acids. Gene Ontology annotation, biological process: translation. NCBI's taxonomy places the organism in Eukaryota, Metazoa, Chordata, Testudines, Emydidae. The record is from RefSeq and is a predicted model, not a curated record. Gene Ontology annotation, cellular component: ribosome; cytosolic small ribosomal subunit.
CCGCUCCCCUGGCGGAGGCACUUCCGGGACGGGCGGAGGACUAUAUAAGGGUUCGGCGCGGCGGCCGGAUCCUCUUUCGCCUCGUCUGUUCCAAGAUGACCAAGAAGAGGCGGAACAACGGGCGCGCUAAGAAGGGCCGCGGGCACGUCCAGCCCAUCCGCUGCACCAACUGCGCCCGCUGCGUCCCCAAGGACAAGGCCAUCAAGAAGUUCGUCAUCCGGAACAUCGUGGAGGCCGCCGCGGUCCGGGACAUCUCCGAAGCCAGCGUCUUCGAUUCGUACGUGCUGCCCAAGCUGUAUGUGAAGCUGCAUUACUGCGUGAGCUGCGCCAUCCACAGCAAGGUGGUGAGGAACCGUUCCCGGGAGGCCCGGAAGGACCGUACCCCUCCACCCAGGUUCAGGCCCGCGGGCGCUGCCCCGAGACCUCCCCCCAAGCCCAUGUAAGGAGAUGGGGCUGGAAAUGUGCAUCUUGAGACAUUGCCUCAAUAAAUGACUAUAAAUCUGG